This is a messenger RNA of Carcharodon carcharias (great white shark), 4913 nucleotides long. It is a transcript of the gene fam185a, whose product is annotated as family with sequence similarity 185 member A. NCBI's taxonomy places the organism in Eukaryota, Metazoa, Chordata, Chondrichthyes, Lamniformes, Lamnidae. The record is from RefSeq and is a predicted model, not a curated record. The coding region runs from base 112 to 1254 and encodes 380 amino acids. The transcript has 8 exons.
CCGACAGUCCCUGCUCUCCACUCGCGUAAACAACAACAGCCACAGCGAGAGCGCGCGGUGGUCGUUGGCGGUAGCUUACCUGGGCUUUGCCCCUUUGCCCUCGGGUCCAGUAUGACUUCCUUGGCUGUGUUUUGCCGCCGAGGGUUUUUACUGAGGGAGAGCGCCCAGUGUUGUCUCCAUUUGGUGGCCCGGAGGUUGGUGUCUGGCACUCGCCGCCUGGGCUCCCGACACAAGGGCAGCCCCUUGAAACGCUGGACUUUGCUGGUGGAUCCUUUCGGCUCUUUAAAGGUCCGCCUGCCCUGCGAUGUGACGGUUAAACCGCUGGACCCGCAUGGCUAUCCGGCGGCUGACCGCGCUUUCGUCGAGCUAAUUUCCCCCAACCAAGGGGCAAAUGUGGACGAUGUUCUGGUCAAAUAUGACAAGACUUUGAAACAAUUGGUCGUGACUUCAGAAAAUGUUAGUAGUGAUACUCGCAUUGACCUGGUAACUCCGGUAAAGUUUGACCUGGACAUUAGCACCUUUCAUAAAGGAUGUGUUAAAAUAAAAAAAAUGGAGGGUGAUAACUGCUAUGUAGAGACUGAGAAAGGGCACAGUAUCCUGAACUCAUUAAAGGCUCAAAAAGUCCAUGUCCACAGCAGAGGUGGGAAAGUGACCUGCCUGGGAACGAUUUAUGGAAAUGUAGACAUACAGAGCUGUAAUAAAGGAAUUGUGGAAAUUGACAAACUUCAGGGAACAAGCAUGAAUAUUUCCACCACUAAUGGCUCGCUAAAAACAAAGUACAUUUAUGCUGAAUCUUCACAUCUGUCGUCUUCUAAUGGCAACAUUGAACUUGGAAACGUUCAUGGAAAUGUUACGAUUCAAACUGAUGCAGGUGCUGUUACAGUAGAUUCCUCAGAUGGUAGUCUAACAGCUUCCACACAACAGGGUGACCUGGAUAUUUACAUCAGCCAGCUGGGAAUUGUAAAUCUGCUAACUCAUGAAGUUGUCAUGAUCUUGGCAGGUUCUAUCACAUUAAAAGUGCCCAAAGCUCUAAGAGCUGAGUUACAGCUAUCAGGAAUCACAGUAGAGGUCAGUCCUGAGAUUCAGUUGGAGGACAUUGAAAGCAGCACACAACAAGAUCACCAAAUUAUUCAUGCUUUUCUGAAUGGUAGAGGAGAAGGUACUCAUUUAAUCAAGGCUCAUGCAGUGCGUGGCAUGCUGAACGUUAAAAGCCAUAGUUGGAUUGAAUCUCUCAAACUAAAGUCAUUACAAUGAGUCCUUACACCGAGUGGAUUUUUGUUUUCUCUUUAUUGAUGUGUCAAAAGUUUCCAUGUAUAAUCAUUAGAUGCACUUGUAAUACUUCAACUACAAAUAAAAUGAUUUAAAUCAUGUUUAUUAUAUCACCAUAUGUCAUAAACUGUUCAAACAAUUGACAAAGAUUGAUUAUCAAAUGUUUGCCAGUUUUUGAUGAUUUAAUAUUGUAACAUUUAAUUUCUUUGAAUAAACAUAGAAUAAAGUGUUAAGCUGAUAUAUUGUUUCGUGAAUGCAGUCACCUUUUUGUAUAGUCACAAUCCUGGACCUGUACCUUAAUUUUAGUAACUUUCUUAAUAAACACGUAAUCACAAAAAUACUCAACAAUUUUUGCCAUAUUGCUGAUUCAUUGUUAAAAUGUACGUUGCUGCAAGCUUGUUUGAUCUCUUAUGUAAGCUACAUGUAACACAGGUUACCAGCAAAUGCAUGAAGAAUGUAUUUGAAUUACAGUGAAACUUGUACAAAUGGGACAUCCCAAAAAAAAAGAAACCUGCAAAAAAAAAAAGCAUUUAGUGACCGUCCUAAAUAACCGAUACAGUAAUCGAUAAAGCUGAACCUUCACCAUGGAUACUCACAAAUUUUUAUAAACUAUGGACGACCUUCAAUGCACCAAGUCUGUUUGCAACUCAAAGCACAGUUAGAUAAGUGCAAAGUAGCAACAGGCGAAAAAAUGGUUUCUAUUCUGUGGAAUGGAGAUCUCUUUACUUGCAGAUUAGUAACACUUGCAUGGUUUUUUUCUGGGGUAGAGAGGUUUCUCUGCUUUUAUGGAUGCUGGUUAAAGCACACCCCAUUCCACAAAAGUCACGGUUUUUCAACCCACAUAGAUUGACUGGUACUGUCCUGAAAUGAGACGUGGGUGUCUAAAGGCCUGGAAGCUCAUUAGAUUUUCUAUGGAAGUAAUAUACAUGGUGAUCAUUGCAUUAAAAUUCACUCUGCAGUCUACACCCCCUCCCCCAUUCUGGAUGUCACCCAACUACCAUUGCGGAGGCUGAGGAGUCAGGAAUUGAUGGCAGUGACAUUCAGGAGAGGGUAUGAAAUCUGAGUAUCUCUGAAAAUGGUGGUAGGAAGACACACAUAGAAUGGAGGCUUGAGGAGAUGGAGACCAGGGUUUUGGGUAGCAAAGGUGACUGAGAAAAAAGGGGAAGGGGACUAGGAGACUGAGACGGAAGUAGGGAGAAGGUUGGGAGAAUGGGUUAAUGGCACCAUCAUUGUUUGCAGAGUCAGGAUAAGUAGUAACAGCCAUUACUGGGACUUGAACCCAUCUCCCCAGAGUAUUGUCUGGGCCUCUGGAUUACCACUAUGCCACUGUCUCCCCCAUCCAGGUAACAAUGCAUACAAUGACCUGCUAUGAUCCAUGACCCAACCCCUGAGUUUCUGGUAUGAUCCGGCUAGGGACCAAUAACAUUUUGUUUAAAGUAGACAAAGUUUGAGAUGCAGUACACUUGCUAAGAGAGUAAAGGCACAACAUUCCACAGGAUUUGAACAAAAAUAAACUACAAGGUAAAAAAGAUAAAACAAUUUACAAUCGCUAUCUCAUAAUCUAAUGUUCACAGUUAAUAUGAGGCACAUGUGAAUUUAUAGGCAAACACACCACACUGUACGAUAAAUAGCAAAUGCGACCAAGACAAAUCCCACAAAUUUCUCACCCAACCCCCCCCGCCAUCAGUAAACACUGAGUCAACCAAUCUCGCUGAAAUAUUGACUCCCUCACGAGGGGCUCCCAACUUUUCACUUUCGAAGAUUAAGCCUCUGAAUUCCCUCAAAGCUUUUCCAACUCUGACUGCCUCAAUGACUGCACGCCUCCCAGGGUUUCAAUCUUGUUUCUCAAGACACUGUUCUCCUGGAUUUCCAAGUCUGCACUUACAGGUGCAAUUUCAGCUCUUAAAUAGCUGGCACUCCCCAUGGAUUUCACCAAGCUCCAAUCUCCCCAGCUACACCAAGCUAUAAGUGGCUCCCAGGGAUUCUUCUGAGCCCCAAUCUUUUCCAGCAUGAAGCUAGUGACCUCCUUCCAUUUUUCAGCUCCCAGACUUCUGCUGAGCCCUAACUGCACAGAGUUAUAAAACAGCUCCUGGGACUUUUCCGAAGCCCCAGUUACCGACAGCCAGCUAACAGCAGCACAUCUGUUGCCUGGAGCUUGCGAACAGCAGCACUUUUUCAAUAUGGCUUUUUUCCCUGCUCCAGAACACUCAAUUCCACAGAAAGCACAGAUAAGUUGAAACCCUAGAACUUUCUUAAGUCCACCCAUCUCAAUGCUGACUUGGCCUUCCAAGGCUCACUGAAUGUUUUUAAGUUAAUUGUAGCCCUAACUCCCAAAACAAAACAACUCUGGGCUGCAUUCUUCUGCAAACAGUGUCGAAGCCUUGUCUCCAAUUCUCCAGCUAAGUAAGCCCACCUGCUCUUUUAUGAUCUUGCUUUUCUUGCUGUUAACUCCUUAAGUUAACAUGGCCCCAACCUUUUAAGUGUAAUAGUCUUCAAACUUCUUUAGUUGUAUUUAUUUCAUUUUCUACAGUUAAACUUUAAUCUUCCAGGAACUAACACUUACCUCUAAAUUAUCACUGUGAACCUUGAACUGGAGAUUUAUGAUAGACCAUUUUGAAAAUAAGGACACCAGAUGCAGAUCCCUUGGGUGUACCUAAUUUACAGGAUUCACAGUACUAAAUAACAUAGCUACAAAAUACACAUUAACCAAGAUCCAAUUUCAAUCCCACAUCUUUAGAGCAUUGCCUCAAACUUAAACUAAGAGUACUUACUGAAAAGAAAGGUUUCUUUCUUUUAAAAUUUAUGACAGAGACUGAGUAUUUGAUCAGUGAUUGUAAAGGGCUUUGAGACUGAGGUUGUGAAAGAUGCUGAAUAAAAAUGGAAGUAUGCAUGCAAUAAAAUUUCAUAAGCAAACUGUUAUUUUUGAAUACUUUGUCCUUUAUUUGUCAGUUUGUUUUGAAAUGUGUACAUCCAAAAAGUAGUACAAACAAACCUUUUCAAAAUGAUUUAAGCAAUACUUUGAACACAAUAUUGUAGUGAUAUUGUUUUUGGAUGUUUCAUUGGCAGAACUACUUUCAUAGCUCAAGUAGUUAUGUCCAUAAUAGUAUAAAAUCCAAUGUUGCAGAAUUUGAACUUUCUAACUUAUGUGUGCACAUAUAUAUAAUUUUAAAACAAAAUGUCACAAUUUGAAAUCCAAAACGUUCAACCUUAAAUUUUAGAUGGAAUGCUUGUCAUACACAGUUGGUUACUCUGUCCAGAAUUUUUUCAAUAUUUUUCACCAUUCCUGUCCCCAUUUUAACUAUUAUCCAUUGAUCUCACAAAGUAAUGAAUAUUAUAAAAUAGGCAAGUAAUUUUUUUGCAAUGUUCAUUGCAUUAUAACUGAAGGACUAACAUAAUAUUUUGUUACCUUUGCAAGUUACAAAGAAUUACAUACCAGCUUAAUUGUUAAAAACUUGUCUAUUGACACAUUUUUAAACAUAAUGAUACUUUUAUAUCUACACUAGAUAAGAUGAUUUUGGUAUCUUUAAAUAAAUAUAGUCCUAACUUGAACUUUUCAUUGUAAAAUUUAUUUUUGAUGCACAGGUAAUCAAAAGUCAUUGUUAAAGAUACUGUCUAUAAAUGAUUAAAAUUAUAUUUUAAAGCUU